Wyeomyia smithii (pitcher-plant mosquito) is the source of this 2412-nucleotide messenger RNA. RefSeq lists its product as uncharacterized. The transcript has 4 exons. The record is from RefSeq and is a predicted model, not a curated record. Lineage: Eukaryota; Metazoa; Arthropoda; Insecta; Diptera; Culicidae. Bases 1 to 2412 code for a protein of 803 amino acids.
AUGCUUGUCGAUCCUGAGUUCCAUACACCCGAAAAAGUUGAUUUGCUUAUUGGUGGAGAACUAUUUUUCGACAUCCUCAAACCGAGUUCGAUUCAUCUUGCCGAUGGAUUACCACAGCUACGAGACACUCACUUCGGAUGGGUCGUAGCUGGUGUCAUCAUUGAUCCACACGUAGUCAACGUGUCCCUCCAGUAUUCGCACACAACCGUCGAAGACAUCGAGCGAAAAAUGCAACAGUUCUGGCAAACAGAAGAAGUGCCUAACGUUCCAAAACUGUCAACAGCCGAAAUAAAUCUUUCCCAGCUGGGUAAUUGUCGUUGUCUGGCCUUGAAGCGAUUUCUCAUGCUGGAGAAACGAUUGAUUCGAAACCCUGAGCUGCAAACCCAGUACGUAAACUUCAUCCGGGAAUAUGAGUCUUUAGGUCAUUGUCGUGAGGUAGCCGAGUCGGAGGACGUACCAAACCAACAAGUGUAUUACCUCCCGCACCAUGCAGUACUGCGGCCGUCCAGCUCGAGCACGAAAUACCGUGUCGUGUUCGACGCAAGCGCAAAAUCUUCACCAUUGGAAGUUUCCCUUAAUGAUGUGCUUCAGAUCGGCCCAGUAGUACAAAACGACUUAUACCAUAUUGUGCUACGAUUCCGUACGUUUAGAGUGGCCUUCACCGCAGACAUUUCUAAAAUGUACCGCCAGAUACUCGCAGCUCCAUCGGACCGUCGAUUUUUGAGAAUUUUCUGGAGAGAAAAGCCGUCGUUACCUUUGCGCGUGUUGGAAUUAUGCACUGUCACGUACGGCACUGCCUCGGCACCGUACCAAGCAACAAGAUGUUUACUGCAACUUGCCGAAGAGGACGGUAGAGAAUUUCCUAUUGCUACGCGCAUAGUAAAGGAAGAGACGUACAUGGAUGAUGUACUCUCGGGUGCAGACUCAGUGGAACAGGCCCUUGAGGCGCAGAACCAGCUGAAGCAGCUUCUUCACCAGGGAGGCUUCCCUAUACAUAAGUGGUGUUCCAACUCGCAAGAGUUCCUCGAGCACAUACCGGUCGAUGAGCAGGAGAAAAUGGAUGCUUCCGAAAACCGUGGUGUGAAUUCAGCUAUUAAAGUGCUCGGAUUGCGUUGGAAUCCUACCACAGAUUCACUUUCCAUCGCAAAUCAUACGAAUCCAUCGGUCCCAAAAUUGUUGACGAAACGAAUACUGUAUUCAGAAAUCGCUAAGUUCUUUGAUCCCCUAGGCCUGGUGUCACCGGUAAUAGUGAAGGCGAAACUUCUAGCGCAGCAACAGUGGCAAGCUAAGAUUGGAUGGGAUGAUCCUGUGGACGACAACAUAAAGGAACAGUGUGCGGUAACCUAUGACGUACAUGGUUUUUCAGAUGCUUCUACAGUAGCAUAUGGAGCAUGCAUUUACCUCCGAAGUCUAUUUGCCGAUGGGCCGGCCUCGCUUUGUCUUCUAACCAGUAAAUCAAAACUGGCCCCCUUGGAAGAACUCUCCAUUCCGCGGAAGGAACUGUGUGCCGCUUUAUUGCUAUCCAGACUAAUGCAGAAGGUGUUGCCAGCAUUAACGAUGAAAAUCCAGGAAACAGUACUGUGGUCUGACAGUACGAUUGUUUUAGCAUGGAUUAAAAAACCACUGAAUCAACUUCAACAGUACGUGCGCAAUAGAAUCGCUCUGAUUCAAGAGCAGACUAGUGAGCAUCGAUGGAAGCAUGUCAGAUCGCAGCAAAACCCAGCCGAUAUCAUCUCCCGAGGCCAACUUCCUGAGUAUCUUCAGAACAAUCCGCUCUGGUGGAGCGGUCCCGAAUUCCUGAAUAGGGAAAAGUAUGAAGUAGACGUGCCCGAAACUAUACCUGAUGAAGAGCUACCAGAACUUAAAUCCAUGGUGACAGUGUCAAACGAUGAUGGUUUGCUGGCCCAUUUCUACAAGCAAAGUAGUUUCCAUAAAAUUCAACGAGUCGUGGGAUACAUUUUGCGCUUCGCUAAGAAUUGUGAGAAGAAGCGUGCCGAACGUGAGCUUGGGACACAUUUAACCGUCAGUGAGCUACGCCAAUCCACGGAAACCAUUGCAUAUGUCGUACAGCAGUUCCAUUUUGCCGAUGAAAUCAAGCGCGUUGUUACCAAUCAACCGUGCCGAAAACUUGGUAAUUUACGCCCGGUUUACGUCAAUAAGCUUCUCCGCGUGGGUGGUCGGUUGGAUCGCUCGCAACAACCUUUCGAGAAUCGUCAUCCUAUAAUAUUGCCGGAUAAGGAUCCGGUGGUGCGGCUGCUAGUACAACAGAUGCACAUCGAGUUACUCCACUGGUACUUCACGGCUGGCAUAUUGUUGCGCAAUAGCGAUCAAAAGGCCACCGAAGCGAACUUUGUUGCUGUUGGCUGGGCUCCGAUCACAACGAAAAACAUUGAAGCCUGCACCAAAAAGUAG